This is a messenger RNA of Phialemonium atrogriseum, 2431 nucleotides long. RefSeq lists its product as uncharacterized. Lineage: Eukaryota; Fungi; Ascomycota; Sordariomycetes; Cephalothecales; Cephalothecaceae. The record is from RefSeq and is a predicted model, not a curated record. Bases 46 to 2091 code for a protein of 681 amino acids. The transcript has a single exon.
UGCGUCUCUGACUUCGACAUUGACUUCUUCCUCCAUCCUCCUUGAAUGUCCUCGCAAGACGCCAUGGAGGGAAUUCCCAAUUUCGACAACUCUGGCAAUCGAGAACUUAUCGUUCCCGGUUUCAGUGGGAUCGAAAUCGACCAUGAUCUUCUCCCCGACUGUCGCUUCACGCAUGGCGUGAAUGAGUGGCACGGCGAGCGGCUGACGGUGCGAGAGCUGCAAAUGCUGCGGCUCAUGGACUCCAUCACGGACAAGCCAGAGUGGGACCGGAAGAUCUUUGACGAGGAAAUCGUCGGCAAGUGGCGCGCCGAGGCCACUCUCAUCCCCCUUAUUAGCGAGAAGGCCUGGGAGUGGUGCGUGACUGAGCUGCGCGAUAAGGCCCGGAUCUUCAAGGAGACUGGCAAGGUCAUAACUUACGAUACGGGGAGCCGCUGCGUCAAAUCGGACGUCAUCGUCGGCCCCGAGCUGCAGGCUGAGCUGCUCUCCAACGUGGAGCCGCUGCUGCAAGUGCCCGACCACCAGAAAGACUGGCACCCGGGCUCCAACGAUCAGGUUCUCAACUUGGUGCACCCGUCCCUGUAUCCCCUGGUGUACGGCAAGACGGAGGUUCUCCAGAACGGUGGCCGCGUCGACCUGUCCAACAUCUUCGCCUCGUGCGGCCAGGGCACGGUAGCGCGCACUCACAACCGCCCUACCUCGGACACCUGGUCGUGGCGCUUCCAAUGGCUACCCUGCGAAGUCGAGUUCGCGGCCGACACCGGGACCGACAUGCGCAUCACGUCGUACAUCAACAACCUGCACCCCGACAAGCACAAGCCCCUCUACGGCACCAUCGAGAAGCUGAUCGGCCUGUCCAUCCCACUCUGGAACGAUGUGCUCGCCAAGGAAGGCGGGGGCCGCUCCCCCGUCCGCAUCAAGACGUUUGGCGCCGGGUUUGACGUGGAGAUGCCCGACUGGGCCGAAUGGGGUUGCCGGCCCAAUAGCUCGACCGACGAGGGGUAUCCCGAGUUCAUGGCCAAGGUGAAGGAUUGGUUGUCGCGGCCUGAAAAUCCCGACUUUGUCGCCCACUCGGACGACGAGGAGGACGAGGAGGAAGAUGAGGAAGGAGGAGGAGCAGCAGAGGAAGGGGAAGCCGACGGCUGGUUCGAGAGAUUGGACGCCCGGGUGAAGCGCCUGAGCGAGGAUCCGAAUUCGGCCACGUGGGACGUCCCUGCGGCGCUGGGCAAUGCCAUUGAGCGCAAGUGGAAGCGAAUCCGGAGCGUCGUGCAUCCGGAGCCGGGCGAGUCCUUCACCUACGAGCAGUGGAAGGAAGGCGUCCAGACCCCGGUCGUGCCACCCGCUGAUUGGAGUGGCGGUCGGAAUCGUGAGGUCGACAACUUCAGCUUCCAGGACGUCCGCCUCGAAGACACCUUCCGCGAGCAGGGGCUGCAGGUCAUCGUGAAGCUCGCGUCCAUCGAGCUGACGCCCGAGAAGCCGACUUACGACGGCGGCAGCUGGCACCUCGAGGGGAUGCUGAACGAGCACAUCGUCGCGACGGCCAUCUACUACUACGACGUCGACAACGUGACCGACUCGCAGCUCUUCCUCCGGCAGGAGGCCGUCCUCGACGAGGUAGAGCUCGUCUACGAGCAGGGCCAGCACGACCACCUUUGCGCCGUCUUCGGCGUCCCCAACCUGCAGGACGAGCCGGCGGUGCAGGAGCUCGGCCACGUCGCCACCCGCCACGGCCGGCUCCUCGUCUUCCCCAACACGCUCCAGCACAGCGUCGGCGGGUUCGAGCUGCGCGACGCGGCCCGCCCCGGCCACAGGCGCUUCGUCGUCCUCUGGCUCGUCGACCCGCACUACCGCGUGUGCUCGACGGCGAACGUGCCGCCGCAGCGCCACGACUGGUGGGCCGAGCGCGGGCUCGACACCGUGAGGCUCGGGCCGCUGCCGCAGGAGGUUGUCGAUAUGGUUAGGCGGAAUGUCGGAGAGUGGCCUAUGGGUCGCGAGGAGGCGGAGGAGCUGCGCCGAGAGCUGAUGCGCGAGAGGACGCAUAUGACUGAGGCGGUGGAGGAGAGGUUUGAGCAGUAUAACCUGUGCGAGCACUGAUGUCUGCAAGGCUGUGCGGGUAUUCUGCUGAUGCCUACUUGGUCGGCUUGGCUUUUACGUUCUUCUAGCCCACAUGCAUCCUGGGAAGCAUUUUGGUGUUUCCAUCGUUUCUCUUACUUCACGCCUGUAUGACCAACGAGGGCUUAUGUUUAUUCGAUAUUUCUCUAACGAUAGCGAAAUUAUCUGAAGGUGAAGUCUGAGGGCUUCACGAUGUGUUUUAAUUGCCAUUAUUUAUUUUGUUGGGCUCUCUGAUUCGCCUAGAAUGUGCAGCUUCUCUCGUAGUCUUGUAGUUUCCAUGCUUUCGGGUGUUUAGUAUGUUAUAAAUGACAAAUCUUGUGCU